Anopheles aquasalis is the source of this 4574-nucleotide messenger RNA. It is a transcript of the gene drongo, whose product is annotated as Arf GTPase activating protein drongo. Gene Ontology annotation, molecular function: GTPase activator activity. NCBI's taxonomy places the organism in Eukaryota, Metazoa, Arthropoda, Insecta, Diptera, Culicidae. The record is from RefSeq and is a predicted model, not a curated record. Gene Ontology annotation, cellular component: membrane; cytoplasm.
GGCGGCAAGGGUAGAAGGGCGAUGCGAACGCGAGCGUGUUCAAGACGGACGGCAGCGCGAAUGGAAGAGGAAUAACAAAAAGAGACGGAGCAACCUCGCGCAAAAUUCGGCUAAGUCCCGAUCGCGGGCAGUCGGAAAUUUUCUAAGUCCCAGGACGCACGCUUUUCGCGGGUGCAGUGCGGUCAAGUGUUUGGUGUAUAGUUUUGUGGAAGCUGAUAACCAUCUUUGUGGCAUCAUCAGUGUACAUACAAGUUUCGAUUCCUCUCCGAUUUCAUUCUCUUUCUCUCGGACAUGUGCCCGAGCAUUCUGCAUCGAAGGAAAAAACCGUGCCAACGAUCGAUGCACGCGCAUCCAACAUCAGCCCGGGGUGAUGACGAAGCUAACUGGACAUUUGAUGAAGCCAGCCACGGCGGAUCACGCACGCAUCACGGAUCACGUGAAUGAAAAACGCAGUAAAGUGUCGUGAAAGUGUUAGUGUGCAGAAAACAAAGAAUAAGCACCUACAUUCGGAGUUUACGCUUAAUGUAUCCCCGGCUAUACACUUUGCUCGGUAGCUAUUUAUUUACACACCAAGUGAAUCCAAGUACCUUCGGUUGUCAAAAUUAUUCUUUUUAUUGUUAGCAAGAUGUGUCAAUUAACAAGGUGAAGUCAUCCCGAACAAAAUCGCUGGCGAAGAUUAGAAAAAUGAAUGAAAAAAUCUGACAGGUCGUGUAGUCUUCUGAAAGAUUGUUUUGGUUGAAAUCAGAGAUGCUGUUUUCGAUUUGAGGAGUAAGAAACCUGUUUCAAAGGUUCAAGUUUUCCAAGUUUUUAAGAAUUCUGAUUCUAAAAGUGUAAAAGGUCAAGUUUGCUAUCCCUUCGCGAGACAGCACUGAUGAUUUGGGCGCUACCGGCGGAUGAUGCUCGCUGGAAGCGGUGCCCCACGGAUCCGCGGCCAACAGCCCCACGGAUCCCCGAAAGUGAUCGAUCAGUCGCUCGUUUGUUGAAAACAAUGAGUAUGAAUCAUUUAAACGAGCAAAAGAGAUACUAUAUCUGACAAAAUCAUUGAAAAUUUCCGGAUAUCCUUCGUAUCACCAAACGCUUUUUGUCGAUUUGGUAAACAUGUAUUUGACAGCUGCUGAAGUUCAAUAUGGCGGCGAGUGAAGUGCUAUGACUUCACCUCUUAUAGUUAAAACACUUUGCUCCAUACUGAGAAUCUCGUGUUUGACGUUUUUCUUCGUUCUCACUAUAGCGGCAAGCUCAUAAGCCGUCUUCUCACUAUAGAGGCUGGUCAGCGGGGCUUCUUUGCAAAUAUUGCACUUGGAUACAUCCAUGGACCCCUCGAUGCAGCACGUUGACAACGCACACCACUGCGAUGCCCGUGUCACCAAUUUACGAAGUGGAAUAUGGUGAAGAGUGCGUCUAAAAGGUAAAACAAAAAUCCACAAUUCACAAGAAUUGCGGAAACAGCAAAACAGUAGCGAAAUCUGCUGUGUUGUACAGUGGGUGCAUUGUGUGAUAGCGCGGUGGUCCUUCAUAAAUCGUCUGAUUCAACAACACAAUGCUAAAUUGAGUGUUGUUUUCGUGUGGAGUUCGCCUUGCCUUGCUCGUACAUCCUUCACGGGAAUACCAUUUCUGUAAAUCAAUUACUUGGCGCUGUGAAAAUAAAUGUAAUCGUUUAUAGAAACACUAGCUACAAGCGUAACGUCUCCGUCCUUUUGGAAUCUUUUGAGGAUUCAGUUGUUUGUGUUUUUUUCUUGUUGUAUUGCGGAUUGCUGUGUUUUUAGAAACUGAGCGAAGUUUUCGAGAGAGCAGAGUGAAAAAGAGAAAUUCCGGAGUGUUGCCCACACAAUAGCGCUCUCUUCUUCUACUGUGUCCUCUUUUUCGCAAGGUUCACAAAAGAAACCAAUAGGUGAUGUGUUUUAAAGUGGUUCAAAGUGUGCGAAGACAAAUACUAUAUACUCAAGACCGACCUAAAUUGAAUAGGAAUAUUCCGACAGCUGGAAGCAACACUAUCGUUUCUACCCCUUCUAAGCAACCAAGGAUCGGAAUCGUCUAUCGGAAGUGGUCAAGUUGUCGAAACUCCAAGGAAUCGAAGAAAAGUGGCAACACGAUGGCCCUAGGACGAAAGAAACUCGAUGACAAAAUAUUGAAAACACUGCGGGAGCUGGUCAGCAUUGGCGGCAAUAAAGAAUGCUUCGAUUGUGGCCAGAAAGGCCCAACCUACAUCAACAUGACCAUUGGAUCUUUUGUAUGUACCAGCUGCUCUGGAAUACUAAGAGGACUUACGCCACCUCAUCGAGUAAAAUCAAUAUCAAUGGCCACGUUUACGCAGGAAGAGAUAGAAUUUUUAAAACGUAAUGGCAACGAAAACUGCAGUCGAACUUGGCUUGGCUUGUGGGAUGCAAAGCGAACAAUCAAACAGGAGCAUCGAGACUUCAUGAUUGAUAAAUACGAAAGAAAGCGAUACUAUUUGGAACCUGCUAGUCCACUUAAAUCCUUGCAAACCAACACAUCGAGCUCUUUAUCGUCAUUAACAAUGAAGAAUGUCAAUGAAAACAUGGUUCCUCUCAAGACCCCAACACUGACGCCUCCGACAACUUUACGAUUGCAUCGCAGCAAUUCCAGUUCUUGUAAUGGUUUGAACAAUGCAAUUUCAUCAUCCAUGUCAACUGGUUCCGGACAUGGGAAUGGUCCUGCAGCACAGUUCCAACAGCAGUUCACACCAGAUGAUAGUGACUUCUUCGGCGUGGGAUCACCCAAGAUUCUACCUCCUACUCCGAAAAAGCUCUCGAAUCUGCAUCGUAAAAAUGGCAUAAAAAUUAAAAAACCUGUUAUCGAUCUACCGCCAACUUUUGAGCGCAAUCAGAAAAAUGGAUUGCUAAACACCUCGAUUUCAUCCAAUGGCAAUAGUGCCGGAGAAUACUCAGGCAGCACUGGUGACAUUAAUGCGAACAAGUUUACACCGAAUAGUGAUUUUGUGGCUGAUUUCGGAAGCGCAAGCAUCGUUAAUAAUAUUAUAAAUGACCGAAAUCACUAUGGAAGUAUCAACAGUUUGAAGGACAGCGGAACGGCAGGCGUGGAAAAUGCGAUCGGACAUCCUCAUCAGGGAAAAUCAUCAGAUGGUGAUGUGGAAAAUUUUGCUGAUUUCGAUCAUAAUCCAAUUUUCAACUCUGCAGCAGAAAAUAUGAAAUCAUACUCCAGCUUCAAUAGUAUUGAUAGCAGCACUACGACAAACAGUAUUAGCAGUAUGGCUAGUAUGCAAAGUUUGUCUGCGCCAAAUCCAUUUGUCAGCUUCUAUUCAUUGGACCAGGCAGAGUUCAGUAGAGACAGUUAUGCGGCUAAGUACACAUGCAUGUCGCCAAUGGAUGACAGUAUACAAUCGUCUAGAGAAACGAUCUAUAAAUUUGGACAAAAAUAUAACUUCAAUGACGGCUACAAUAGUCUACACAGCUACAUCAACGAUCAAACAGAUGGCAAAUACCGGGUUAUGAACUCUGGCACCAAUACCAACAAAUUUCACAAGAAUAAGAAUGAUAACAAUAAUAGUAAUAGUGAUAAUAAUAAUAAUAAUAAUAAUAAUAAUAAUAAUAAUAAUAGUAAUAAUAAUAAUAAUCAUAAUCAUAAUAAUAGUGCUGCCACAUUCGAUAACAUCCAAUGGAGUAUUUGGCAACAUUUUCAAAGUAACAGUUCAUCGGGAUGCAAUCGACAAGAAGAGGAGCAGCAGCAACAUAAUGUGAACAAUAAUGUUAUGACUCAGACGAUAACUACGCAACACACCAACAGUCAAAUUAACUUUUGUUCAGAUCAAAAUCGAUGGAGUCUGCCCGUCCCUGCGCUGUACAACACUAGUUCAUCCAGAAGCAAUAACAAUACUUCGGUUAGCUCCGCACCAUCUGUUGAUCGAUAUGCAGCGUUAAAAGAUCUUGAUGAACAAUUCCGGGAGUUUAAGCUUGAUGCAGAUUCUAGUAACAUGGGCACUUUAGCGUCAAAUGGAUUAAAGAAUUUGGACGGCAAAAGCGAUCAUCAUACUCAAUUCAACCCCUUCAAACCGGUCAAUCCCUUCCAGCAGCAGGAACAACAGGAGCAUCGACAAGGGAUGAAUUGGCCUAUAGCCACUGCUAACGGAACAACAACAGACUUACGUUAUCCGUCUACAGCUUCCAGUGAAAACGGAUUUUACGCAACUUCGCCGUUUAUAGGUCUUGCGCAAGGUGGCGACGUAAACACGUACAACGGGAACAUCACAACGGGUGUUACUGGUGUCAUACCUGUCGAUUACCAUACUCUAGCUGCUUAUCACAGGAAUGGAAAUGGCUACUCCGUGGCUAUAUCUAACGGUACAAUGAUGAACAGUCCAAAUAACGUCAAUUCAAGUAUGCAGCAGUUUGUGAGCAGUAUGCCAGCUCAAACUUUUGGAAAUCCUUUCAUGGUUACUGGUACAGGCAAUUCGAACAACCCUUUUUUAUGAGUAGUUUCGAAUAGUGUAAAUAGAUAGUAAGUUAUCUUGUUUAGUUUAGGGUGGUUUGUCUUAAUCCAUGUUACAUUCAAUUUAACGAUACGUUUUAUAUAAAAGGAAACGUUGCUUCUGAAUGAUA